Nematostella vectensis (starlet sea anemone) is the source of this 2213-nucleotide messenger RNA. Its product is annotated as RNA N6-adenosine-methyltransferase mettl16. Gene Ontology annotation, biological process: rRNA base methylation. Gene Ontology annotation, cellular component: nucleus. The transcript is spliced from 7 exons. NCBI's taxonomy places the organism in Eukaryota, Metazoa, Cnidaria, Anthozoa, Actiniaria, Edwardsiidae. The record is from RefSeq and is a predicted model, not a curated record. Gene Ontology annotation, molecular function: 23S rRNA (adenine(1618)-N(6))-methyltransferase activity. Bases 112 to 1686 code for a protein of 524 amino acids.
UACCAGACCCCUAUCCACUCAGACGAAAUGGCGGCUAUUUGAACGUGAUUUUGCCACAUCAACGUAGUGCAUGCGUUUGUGAGACCAUUGAGAGUCUAUUCAACAUUUAAAAUGGGCCUGAACGACUUAAUGCACCCAAGAAACAGAUACAAGGACAGUCCACCAAAUUUUAGCGAGCUAGGGGCAAUAUACCCAGAGUUUAAAAAGUUUACACGCGAGAAUUCUAGCGGAACUGUGAGCAUAAAUUUUAAGGAUCCCGAGGCGCUGAGAGCCGUGACAUGCUGUACGCUGGAUCAUGACUUUGGGUUGAAGCUUGAUCUACCGUUAGACCGGCUUAUACCUACCGUCCCACUCAGGCUUAACUACAUACUAUGGCUAGAGGAUUUGAUGAAGAGUUUGGGGGAAGUGGCGGAAGCUGUUUGGGGCUUGGAUAUAGGCACUGGUGCUUCUUGCAUCUACCCUCUUCUUGGUGCUGCCAUUGACAACUGGAAUUUUAUCGCAACUGAAAUUGAUGAGUUUGCUUUGGGUUAUGCCCAAAGGAAUGUUGCCCAGAAUGGAAUGGAUGGCAAAAUUAAACUCAAACUGGUUAGUCCUGAUUCAUACCUCAGGAAGCCACUGAAAGACGUCACUCAAAAAAUUACCUUCUGCAUGUGUAACCCUCCAUUCUUUUCCUGUGAGGAGGAGGCCAUGUUUGGUGCUUCCAGAACAGACAAGCGCCCUCUACCCACAUCUGUUUGCACAGGGUCAGCAAAUGAGACUGUUACCAGAGGCGGUGAGGUGGAGUUUGUCAAAGGCAUCAUUCGGGACAGCAUGGAAAUGAAAGAUAUGAUCAGCUGGUAUACAACAAUGUUGGGCAAGAAAUCCAGCCUAACGGAAGUCAUGGCUUUUCUGAAGAAAAAUAAGAUUUAUGCUGUUACAACAACUGAGUUUUGUCAGGGGAAAACAAGACGUUGGGGAGUUGCAUGGACUUUUAUUAAAGGCAUUUUAUCAAUAGAGUCUCCACCAGCAAAAAGACAUAAGAAGCACCACAAGGCUAAACCUUUGACCUUCACGAUCAACUCUUCUUCUUGCCAUGUUCAGUCACAUGUUAAAGACACAGCAGACAAAAUCAAACAAUUGUUUUUGCAACUGAAGAUUGACAUAAAAGAAACGUCCCAUAAAACUACAGACUCUAUUUCCUUCACAUGUACUGCGGUAGAAAACACAUGGAGUAACCAACGCAGGAAGCGGAGGGAACAACAGCGCCAGAAGCCACUCAUCUCUGAUGAUGUACCUCCAGCUGCCAUAGAAGAUGCUGAUCAAAGAAGUACCUCAGCCGCUGGCAGUACUCCAACUGCUAUAGAUUUGUCUCAGACUGGUAAAAAAUCAAUCACUGACACUUGCGCUUUAACAAAAAGAGAAAACAGUACAGAUAAAACUGCAGAGGGACCAAUGAAUGGCAGUCAAGUAUCUGGGAGUACUACAAACUCUGAUGGCAAACCAGAAAGUGAUAUGGCAUUGAAGGACAGAGGGGUAAACCAAAAUUGCUCGUCACCUCUGUGUGUGUUUUCUGUUAAUGUGGGAGAAAAGAUAGGAGAAGGACAAGAGAUAGUCUGUAUUUCUGUUGAGUUUGUAGAUGGGAAAGAUAAAAAUCAGCUUUAUCAGAUUUAUCAGUAUUUGCAAAACAAGUUAUUGAAGGGAUUAUGAUAAGAAUUUACACUUGUGCGAAAACAUCAUUUUUUUACAGAAAGCUUGCUCUCAUUUUGUAAUUUAACAGAAAGAGUUGUCACUUUGCUUAUCCUAGAUACAAUGAAUGCACAAAUAUAUUACAUUUAAAAACAAUUACAUAUCAAGCAAGAUAUAUAUAUAUAACAGUUCAAUAUGUGUAAGAAAGAGUAUACACCUAUUUCAAAUAAUGUUGCACUCUGAAGUCAAUGUAUCCUAACUUGCAGUGCUUUAUGGGAUUCGUAUAAAUGGCUGAACCAUGAUAUCUGAAAGCCAUGGGAAUGUUCAGAGGAACAUGAACAAUUAUUCUACAGCUUUUAAAGCCGAAAUUUGUUUUUAUUUAAGCUUUGCUUAUUUUUUUGAUACCCAUGAACCACUGCAGUUUACAAUACAUUAGUUUAUGGGUGCAACCUUUAUUAAAAUACCGUUAGGUGUAUAUGAGUAUAUGAGAUUUGUUUUCUGUUCUUGUAGACUGAAAAUCGCUAUCAAUUAAACUCAUUCUUCAUUCA